UGUAGUUCUGGGCCUGCCGCGGGGUCGUGGGCCCUGCGCGCUGCCGCGCUCUCGAUGGUCCGGGAGGGCAGAGCGGCCCCUCGGUUGCCAUGGCUUCUCACUUCGGCCGCGGGAGAGGAGCAGGCCGGCUAGGCGCUCGCUAAUUUCGGCGGCGACGCGCAGCGGGACAGCGGAAGGAACGCGCGCGGUGUGUCCGGGAGCCAGGGGCGGAACGCUGGGGAGCCAGGAGCCGCGGAGGCGGAGGGAGCGGGGCCAGCGUUUUCCUCCCGAUUGCUGAGCGUAGCUCCUUACCCAAGCCCACUCCCACGCUCUAGCGAGCAGCCGCAGUGUGGAAGAAUGGCAGUGAGCCACUCAGUGAAGGAGCGGACCAUCUCCGAGAACAGCCUGAUCAUCCUGCUGCAGGGCCUCCAGGGCCAGGUCACCACCGUGGACCUGCGGGAUGAGAGCAUGGCCCGCGGACGCAUAGACAACGUUGAUGCUUUCAUGAACAUCCGCCUGGCCCAGGUCACCUACACGGACCGUUGGGGGCAUCAGGUCGAGCUGGAUGACCUCUUUGUGACAGGCCGGAAUGUCCGUUACGUCCACAUCCCCGAUGAUGUGAACAUCACCGCGACCAUCGAGCAGCAGCUGCAGGUCAUCCAUCGGGUGCGCAACUUUGGCGGCAAGGGGAAAGGCCGGCGGGAAUUUCCCUCCAAAAACUAUAAGUGAGCCUGUCCCCUCAGCCAGCCCUGGUCUCCACUCAGGUUCCUCCAGAGUUCUACUGAGCCAAAGCCUGCUCUCCCUCCCCGCCCAGAACCUGGGAAGGGAGCAGGGCCAGCCCAGAAGCUGGUGUCUGACGGACAUCACCUGUCACAGCUGCCUUUCACAGGGUCCCACCUCCCAGACUCACCCUGGGACCCAGAAUUCUAGUUAUCUAUCUGUGGCCUUGGGGUAGAUGACAGUCCCCCCUUUGGAUCAUUAUCUAUCUGAAUCUCUGAUUUACUGGUUUAGGGAAUGUGUCAAAAAGUUUUCAACCCUCUCCCAGUGAGGAUUAUUAAAUGUGCUUGGCCUGAGCAUCCCA
Molecule: messenger RNA, 1060 nt
Organism: Balaenoptera acutorostrata (minke whale)
Lineage: Eukaryota; Metazoa; Chordata; Mammalia; Artiodactyla; Balaenopteridae
Gene: LSM10
Product: LSM10, U7 small nuclear RNA associated
Exons: 2
Coding region: 337-708 (123 amino acids)
Biological process (GO): mRNA 3'-end processing by stem-loop binding and cleavage
Cellular component (GO): cytoplasmic U snRNP body; nuclear body
Molecular function (GO): U7 snRNA binding; histone pre-mRNA DCP binding
Source: RefSeq, a predicted model, not a curated record